GAACUCCUGCCCAAAGAUGUGACGCACAGCUGGAUCGAGCGCGUGUUCACCAAAUGUGGGAAGGUGGUUUACGUCAGCAUCCCCAGAUACAGGAGCACUGGCGACUCUAAAGGCUUCGCCUUUAUUGAGUUUGAGAAGGAGGAACAAGCACAGAAAGCCGUAGAGAUGCUGAACAAUCCUCCCGAAGACGCGCCCAGGAAACCAGGGAUUUUCCCCAAAACGUUAAACAGGAAACCCAUUCCUUUUCCAUCCGACAACCCGCCGCCACGUGAAGAAGAGAAGAAAAAGCGAAAGAAGAAGAAAAAGAAGGAGAGCUCGGCAGUACCUGUGGAAAAAGCCCAGGAAGUGGCGAUGGUAACAGAGCCGACUGAGGAGAAGAGAAAGCCCCCAGCGGCUGGCUGCGAUCCAGAACCCCCCGGCGCUCAGAAGACCUCUGCUAAAGCGGAGAAAAAACGACGCCGGUCGCAGACGGCAGAGGGGUCUGAAAGCWGCGUACCGUCGAAGAUUAGAAAAACCAGCUGUAACGAAUCUGAGGAGAAGGAGAGCGGCGCAGCGAAGAUCACUCAUAUCCAAAGCCGAAAAAAUCAUCAUCGCCCGAACCAAAGAGGCUCACAAACACAUCCGCUUCGACGAGGACUGACCUCUGCAGAGACGACCGGCGGGAGCUGAACCAGGACAGAUAGUGUUGAUGACAACUUGGCUGGAACUACGUGAAACAAAUAGUCCCAGUUGUKCCUCUUUGUAUCUUUUUUUUUUCUUUUUGAAAAAUUUCUUUUAGCACUGGAACMCCCUCCCGAGGUAAAUAUGGGGUGCUGCUUUUGAACCACAGUCCUGUAUAGAUGUAAAUGUUUUAAGUUAGAAAUUAAUUCCAAUCAAAUGUUUAAAUCAACACCUGUUCUUUUUUGUUUCGCUUUUUUAAUAAAAUGUCAUUUUAUGACUACAUUGUUUGUUACAUUUAGUAAAAUGGUACAGUAAAGGUGAAUGGUUUCUCUA
This is a messenger RNA of Austrofundulus limnaeus, 993 nucleotides long. It is a transcript of the gene larp7, whose product is annotated as La ribonucleoprotein 7, transcriptional regulator. Gene Ontology annotation, molecular function: RNA binding. The record is from RefSeq and is a predicted model, not a curated record. NCBI's taxonomy places the organism in Eukaryota, Metazoa, Chordata, Actinopteri, Cyprinodontiformes, Rivulidae. Gene Ontology annotation, cellular component: ribonucleoprotein complex; nucleus. Gene Ontology annotation, biological process: RNA processing.